UCACUUUUCAGAGAAAAUUCCAGAUAACGUCACCAAACGCGCUUUUGCGAGAAGUACCUUAUAUAAAAGCCAAACGCGAAAAACCCCGAUCGCCAAAAUGGCUUCAGCUUAUUCUUCAUCUUCGGUCUACACCUGCACGGAGUGCGGAGCCAACCUGAACCUGAACGCCGCCUAUCUCUACCCGCCGGACGUUUACUUCGAGGCCGGAAACAAGAACACGCUGUCGUUUUCGGGGAUCGACACGACCAAGUUUAGGUUCGAAAAGGAGGACAAGAUCAGGCCCUUUUGGGAGACCCGAAACUAUUGGGGGAUCCAACGGACGAGGACCAAGAUCAAGUGCAACGGGUGCGGGCGGCUGGUCGGACACGUGUACGACGAUGGGCCGCCGAUGAUGGAGGGGAACGGGCAGUUUGGGUUUGGGCCCAGCCAGGUUAUUCCCAGGGCGGCUAGGUACAGGUUCAAGAUCAAGGCCUUGAGGGUUGCUUCUCAAACAUAGUUUGUAAUUGAUUUAUUGAUCAUUUUAGUGUUUUACUGUAAAGAAUGUGACACUUUUUGGCUGAACGAAUAAUGGUUUUGUGGUUUUAUUCUGUGCUGAAUUGAUUCUGUUCUACCAAGAUUGAGACUCAACCGUGAGCUGAAACCAAAUGAAAAAACAAUCUGUAUUGAAACUUUGGUUUCGAAAUUGGAGUGGCAAACCCCUUGUCACAUCCAUUCCCAAGCUGUGUUUCGUCACGAACUUAAUCAACAUGUUGUGUCGACUUGUUUACUACCA
Molecule: messenger RNA, 772 nt
Organism: Argentina anserina (silverweed cinquefoil)
Lineage: Eukaryota; Viridiplantae; Streptophyta; Magnoliopsida; Rosales; Rosaceae
Exons: 1
Coding region: 98-496 (132 amino acids)
Source: RefSeq, a predicted model, not a curated record